Molecule: messenger RNA, 4095 nt
Organism: Dicentrarchus labrax (European seabass)
Lineage: Eukaryota; Metazoa; Chordata; Actinopteri; Moronidae
Gene: fsbp
Product: fibrinogen silencer-binding protein
Exons: 2
Coding region: 2009-2968 (319 amino acids)
Source: RefSeq, a predicted model, not a curated record
AAAAAAUUACUUAUCACAUUCAUGCAUUUAUGUGCUACAAUGUCUAAUACCUGCUGUGGUAAUGCUGCUAUUGUAAUGGGCAUACUUGUAUGAAGUACCGUGUGUGAGAGUGUGGGGAAUUCAUAUUUACAUCACCUUUAAGAUGACGGUAUGUUUGCUGCUAUAGGUGCUCAAUCAGAGAAAUCAAUUCUGAUUAAAAGCUGAUUCUGAUUCGAGUCAGUUCCAGUUAGAUCGAGGUAAUUUAGACAUAUUUCUUAAUUUGAUUUAUAUAUUAUAGUUAUAUGUACUUAUUCGUACCAGUUUUAUUGCCUAUUUUCCCUUUUAGGUUAUUUAUAAUGAAUGUACGCUUAAAUUGCCCAAGAAAUAUCUAAAAAAAUAGAAUAUAUAUAAUAUAUAAAUAUAAUAAAAGUAUUCACUAUAAUACAGGGUAAUUAAAACCUCUAUCUGUUCUCCUUCAUGUUUAUUAUCUACCUACCUUCCUUCUUUUGCUGUGUGAUACACUCAAGUAGUAAUUUAAAAAAUGAUAUCCAACUUGGGUCAAGAUCCAUCAGAGGGAUUUAAUUCCUCCCACGCAAAACUAACAAAUAGUCAGUGCAAAAUCUUUUUUUUCUAAAACAUGAGGCCAGACUUCAGUUGCCUUUUAUUUUUAGAGGCAGUGUGUAGUCUGCUUUAACUCAACACAAAACACCUGCCUUCUCUCCACAUACACACUGAAAGUCAUUAUUUAACAUUAACUGUAGCAACAACACGGAUCGAUGCUGCUCUCACUACAUUUGAAUACAUCCAGUGUGCGGUUUGUGCCAUUUGAAUUGCACUUUUUGUUUUUGUUUGUACCUGUUUCUGUAUAAACAACCGUGCGAUGCUGCUGAGAGUGAUGCAGAGCCACAUCGCUUUCUCAUUUCACAGCGCCUGACUGUCCCUCUGUGGCUAAUAAUAACACACACACACACACACACACACACACACACACACAGGCACUGGAGAUGGACGUUAAACCAGGCGGGCUGAGGCUGAGUGACAGCAGGUCUAGCAUUAUGCAAAUGAGCGGGGUAGUGCAGCGGCAGCGGCGGGCAGAUUAGGACUGUGCUCGGGAUCAGUGAGCCACCGCUCCCUCCUCCUGCAAGAGCAACUAGUGCCUUGUUUUCCACCCUGAAAACACGCGUCUCACAACCUCUCUGCCUGUGGCUCGGCACGGUUCCCACACACGUCCCGAAACACGUGUUUUAAUCAAAUGAAUCAGUUUUUCCCGAUGCACAGUUGAGAUUUAUUGUUUUGCAUUCACAGUAAAGCGGCAUAGAAAUGGGUAUAAGCGCUUCGCUGCUGCGGGCAUGCGCAGCGCGCUCACAGAUCCCUCCCCCCACUCAGUUAGUUAAGCCAGCGCUAUUUCAAAGCGGCACUCAGUUUUGGAAAAAUAUUCUCCUGACCCCUAAUAACCUGUAAUACGGUGUUAUUAGACUGUUUCCCUCAUUUGUGCAGAACACAGACCCUCUGAUGUCUGUCCCUGUGUUAUAAUGUAGAGGCAGAGUGGCUGUGCUGUGCUCUGUGCUGUGCUUGGUUUGGGGUUUAGAGAGACCGAGCUGUAAGUAGGUCGGGCUGGGCUUAAGCGGCUUAGCUACGUCAGCCUAAGCUGGGAGGAAUUCAUCCAAAGCCCUCCGCGGUAGGCGGGGGCCUAAACGAGGCUGGCCUAGUUAAGCCUGAUUCUUAUUGUGUGCAGCACAGCCUGUUUUUGUUGUGCAACGUAGCUGAGAGGGAACCAAGGAGUAGUGUAUGAAUCCAUGCACAUGUUAGACAUAGCUUAUGUUUGAUUUUAAGAAGAAGUGAAGGAAAAUUAGAUAUGUGUGGGAGUUAGACCAAUGUUAGCUUUAUUACCGUGGAUCAAGAGAAGCCAGCAGCAGGGACAAAAAAAAAGACAGGUGGGAAGAGUGAGGAGCCUUAGUAUCAAGUGUGUUUACUGAGGGGUGACAGCCAUAGGCCUGACUUGGUCUGUGUGAGUCCGCUAUGCUAUAAGAUGGCGUCCAGCUCCGUGUUUCUGUCCAGUAUGGUGGGUAAAGCUCGCUCCUCCAACUUCACCCUCUCUGAGAAGCUGGACCUGUUGAAGCUGGUGCGUCCUCACAUCCGCAUCCUGGAGGAGCACACCAACAAACAUGCGGUCAUCGUGGACAAGAACAAGUGCUGGGACACUGUGGCUGAGCAGUACAAUGCCUUGGGAGGGGACAGACCCCAUCGCACCGCUCAGGGCCUCAGGACCCUCUACAAGAGGCUGAAGGAGUCAGCCAAGCAGGAAGUGAUGCAGCGGAGACACGCCCAGCCAGAGUACAGAGCAAGCAUCUCCGAGCCAACCAGGAGAAUUAUGGAGAUGAUCCCUCACCUGUUUCACCAUGUGCCGAUCCAUGAAAAGGACCAGGCACUGCGCAGAUUAAUAUACAGCAAGCACAACUCUCCUAUCGAACAUCCUGGCAGCAGCUCCUCUCUGGCUGGAUUUCAGGAUUACUCAGCAGCUGUCCCAAGUAUCCCCCAUGAGGUGGUCCAGCUGGACCCUGAAGAGGAUGUUAAACCACCACCAGACCUCCCCAUCCUCUCCGUACACACAGAGCCAGGGUUGGACGAAGGCCAGGAGCGGGAGGAGCAGGACUUGGGAAGCGUCCACGAUUACGAAGCAUCUCUGUCUCCCACUCCGUCCUCCGUUAACAUCCCCCUCUCCACCUCGCCACUGCCCUUACGCCACGACCUCUACCCCAACGACAUCUACCCUCACCACGAGCCCGACAGGUUUCGCCCUCUGCAUCUGGCCAAAGAGGAGCAUGAGAUGGUGUUGGCCAAUCACAGGAAGGUUGCCAUGUAUUUGGAGGAGAAGAGGGAGGGGCUGAAGAGGAAACAAGAACUGGAGGAGGAACUUCUGAGAGCCAAGAUAAAAGUGGAGAAACUAAGGGCUGCUCGACUCCGACACGGACUGCCAAUUCCUCUAUAACAAGCAUGAACAUGCACAUCUGUGGCCAGUGUUAGAAAGGGAGAGGCUCUGAGGAGUUUAAAGUGUGUAGCAAUCACACUCAUCAGUUUCAUGUUUGAGAGCUGUUUCAGAACUUGAAUCUCUUUUGGAAACAUAGUGCCUAGUAAAGACACUGAAAGCCUGGAUAAGGCUGACUUGUGUUGCCAUCAGUCUGUGUUUAUGCUUGUCAGUGUUAAAAAUGUUUCAUCAUUCUCUCACUUAUUGACAGAAGUGGCAACACAACUUGUAAAUGCUCACAUUACAAACACUGUGACAGGCCAAAGUAGGUAAAAUAAAUGUGAAAGUCCAGGUUGUGGAAGGGAAUGUUAGUAGUGACAAAUGACGUGUACCAUGAUGGUGCUUUUCCUGCCUAGAUCAAUGAACAAAAACAAUGUGUCUAUAGAAAUUUCAGCAUAGUGUUAAUGAUCUUUGUUGUCCAGUAUUGUUAGAAAAAUUAUUCUAACAGCAUUUACUGUAAUUAUAUACUGGAGGCUGCCUUCCUUGCAUUUCCUUGUAGCCCUUUUAGUUGACCAAAUUAUGGGUGCUUUUUCAAAAUUCUGUAGGUUACAAAUGAAAAAAGCAAAGCUGCAAACCAACAGAGAUCCACUUUUUUUAGACCUGAAAAGUCAGUUUCAGAUACCCAGAAUUGAAGCACAAGUUAAACUGUUGAAGGCCUUAAUAGAUGAUGCAGAAGUGAGUACGGCAUGUUAAAGUGAGAAAUUCUCUCUGGUUGCUGAAUUGAUGUGAUCAAAAGAAGGGAGAUGUGGAAUUGGUUUUGUGAUGUUAUUGUUAUUUAAUGUACUGUAUGUGACUACAACAUUGAUUGUAUUGUAAUGUUGGUAAACAAGUGUUGUCAGUUUCUUUUACGGUUUGUUCAUAUGUUCACGUAUUUCUAUAAAAAAAAAAAAAGGAAGGUUGAUAUUCUGCUUGUCGUGUGUUUAUUACAUGUCAAACAGACGUCCACUCUCAUACUUUCAGCCUCUGAGGAAAAGCUUUUCUCUGAACUGGAUUGUCUUUACAUAUCAUAUGAACACAUGACGACCAAGAGCACUUUUAAUUCCAACAUGGCACAAAUGGUACUCAAGUUUAUAGGCAUGUGAAUGUAUGAA